AUGGUUAAGAAAACUACCAAAAAGGAAGUUAGCAAAAAACUUCCCCCAACUAAGAAAUUAGUAGUUUCUGAAACUAAAAAAACUAAGGUUAAAGUUAAGAAACUAACCGCUGAAGCAAAGCAAGAAAAAAAAAGGGAAAAUUUAGACCUAAAUCAAGAUGCUGAUUACCGCACCUUACUUUUUGAAUAUGAAAAUAACUAUUCAGAAGUGGAAUAUUCUCCGCAACCAGCAAGUUUAGCCGAACAAAUUGCUUAUGAUUAUCUUUUACUAGUAAUCAAGAGUUUAUUAAGCAAACUCAGCGACUUUGAUUGUCAUCUCGGCUUUGAAGAAUUAUCUGAAUAA
This is a messenger RNA of Funneliformis geosporum, 342 nucleotides long. The record is from the annotation of a GenBank genome assembly. Lineage: Eukaryota; Fungi; Glomeromycota; Glomeromycetes; Glomerales; Glomeraceae.